Messenger RNA from Dendronephthya gigantea, 1622 nucleotides. RefSeq lists its product as uncharacterized. The transcript has 13 exons. The coding region runs from base 75 to 1493 and encodes 472 amino acids. Gene Ontology annotation, biological process: cytoplasmic translation. The record is from RefSeq and is a predicted model, not a curated record. Gene Ontology annotation, molecular function: NAD+ poly-ADP-ribosyltransferase activity; protein binding. Lineage: Eukaryota; Metazoa; Cnidaria; Anthozoa; Malacalcyonacea; Nephtheidae.
GUUAAAGAGAAUAAAAGGCAUGAGACGCGAGAUGCUGCCAGGAUAUCUGGUCGAGUUUAUGUGACGUGUUUAUUAUGGCUGAAACGUCGAUGGCUACGGAAACGUUUGUGGCCGAAGGAGCUGGGGAAUGCGAACCUUUGGAUUUUCAGGAUUUUGAGGACGAAAUACGGGAACUAAUAUGUCCCAAGGAGACCAAACAGGUUGCUUUGCUAAGAACAUUGUCUGGUGAUAUUGAGCAGAUUCAGGCAGAUGAGAUACUAGCAUUGAAAGCAAUCUUUGAAGAUGACUUGCGGAUGGUGGAUGAGAGCACAGCAAAAUAUUUCAAGAUCAAAAUUAAUCCUAUUGCAGAAGAGUGCCAUGAUGAUGAAGUGGUAGACCUGUGGUUUUGCUUGCCAUCCCAAUAUCCAGUUAUUCCACCCAUAUUUGAGAUUGAAGGCCACGGAUCCUUGAGUUCUGCCAAAGCAGACAAACUUUAUUCACUUCUCAUGAAGGAAGCUUGUUCUCGUCUUAACACGCUCAUGAUUUAUGAUCUCAUCGCAAUUGCUCAGGAGUUUGUCCAGGAAACAAUGAAAGAAGUUCGAGAGCGCAGGAAAACUGAAGAACUUUCUCGUAAAGAUGAAAAGCCAAAAAAAGAAGAAACUAAAAGCGACAAUGAAGAAACAUGGGACGAAUACAAGGAUUAUGGUGAUAUUGAUUUGCGAGAUACACAGAGAUAUAUUGGACAUAUUCAUCAUGUUCUAGAAAAAGUCCCCAGUCAUUUAAAAAUACAAUCGCUUGAGAAUAUUAUGAAGUACAAUCUUGUUAGAAGAUUCAAUUCUGCCUGGGAGAAAAUGUCUGUCAAGUAUGAGAAAGAAUCAAGGAAACACCGCGAACUGUAUGUAACAAAACCAAAAGUGGCAUUUCAUGGAACACGAAAAGGAAAUAUACCAAACAUAGUACGAAAUGGUCUAUUGGUUCCGGGAGGAAAAAGUGGUGUUGAAGUUGCACAUGGCUCAUCUCUUGGUGUUGGGAUAUAUUUAUCACCCUCUCCUGAAUACAGUUUUAAUUAUUGUGACAUGGGAGGCAAAGUAUUAGUCUGCGCUGUUCUCCAAGGUCAUGUGAGGAGUGUCGAUAGUGCGUUUUCCCGUUCUUGCAAAUGUGACUGUAUUACUUGUGGUGACGAGAUGGUUAUUUUUGACGCCAGGCAUGUAUUGCCGUGCUACGUGAUCACGCUUGUACCACGUGAUAGUCAGGUUAGCGUGGACGAGAAUGUCGCAAAGACCCUGCAGAAAACACGAGAAACAAAGGAUGAACGAUUGCAAAGAAUAACUGCUAAGGCCAAGAAAUUUUUUCCCUAUGGUUUUGGUCCAGGAGACAGAGUUCAAAUUCUUGAUGCAGCUGACUCGGAUGAUGAUGAAGAUGAAGGUGGAUCAUAUCAGAAUGAAAGAUUUGAAGAUAUUCAAACUGCAAACGAGUACCAAAAUGAGAAAGAUAUGUAUUACGGCGAUUAUUGAUGAGAUAGAUUGGUGCAAAAUUACGAAUCCCAAUAAUCCAGUCACCUACCCAUCAGUGGUUGGAUAGUAACUUUGUGGACAUGAAACAUUUAAACAAUGAUAUUUUCCCAGAGUAUUGAAGCAUUCUCG